UCCCUCCCACCCCCCAUCAGCCCUCAGUUUAGCGCUUUUUUUAAUGGUACUUUACUUCUGACUUAGGUCCCCAAGCUAAUAUCUAAAUUUUAUGCCUGUCAGAUUUAUUAUGCAUGUGGAAACGGGCAAAGGAAAGAUAGGGUAAGCACGAGAGCAGAGAGCUCUGGGUAUCAACCACCUCAACUCUAAGGGACCCGCACUAGGGGACUUACACUUUGGACAUCCACAGUUACCCUGGAUGCACUUAAUUUUUAAAGAGAUGGUCACCUCGGAUUAUUUAGUAUAUAUGAAUUUCCAACAUUCCACUCAGUUUCUAGUUAUUAGCGAAUCUUCAAAGAGCUAGCUGUGUGGAUUAUCCGUGCUAAGUCCCAGAUCAGAAAACAGGGAAAAGACUAGCUUCUUGGUUGUAGGGAGAAGCGUUGGGACAGCACAUGACCAGCAUCCAGACAAAAAUGAAAAAAUCACUUUGGUUACCGGAAGUUUGCAGAGAGCAAGUUCAGUACAACACAAGUGGGUUUCUUUACAUUCUACUGACAUUUUUGAAUGAAGAGUCCAACACUCAGUAAAUCACACAGAUGUUUCAAAUACAUGGCACCAAGCAUAAGAAUAUCUAGAAACAGCGUAUAAUGCUUGCAUUUCUUAUUCUAAGAGCUCUCAUUAUGUGAGUAGGUAAUUACCACCGGAGAGUGUUUCUCCUUAACCAGACAUGAAUAUGAGUGUGUUUAUAUGUGUGUGUGGUGUGCAGGUACGUUGGGAGGAAGAUUUCAGGGAGGGGUUCCUUCCAAAAAUAAGUGUGUGGGUUUUUUUUUCAAUGUUUAUUAAUUUUUGAGACAUACACACACACACGCACACACACACACACACACACAGCUGUCAGGGAGGGGCAGAGAGAGAGGGAGACACAGAAUCCAAAGUAGGCUCCAGGCUCUGAGCUGUCAGGACAGAGCCUGACCUGGGGCUUGAACCCACAAACUGUGAGAUCAUGACCUAAGCCGAAGUCGGAUGCUCAACCGACUGAGCCACCCCAGCACCCUAUCAUGUGUAGCUUUUGAAGCCCUCAUGAUUGUACCUUGAUUCAGUGAAUGUGUGAAAACAUUCAGAGGGCCAUUUCUCUAGCAUACAACCUUCUCUCACUAUGACAGCUGAAUUAACUUCAGAACUUAUAGUCCACAUGUGCUCUUUUGUCCCUUUUUCUGGGGCGGUGAGUGAUGUUGUUGCAGACAAAUCACAGCAGAGGAAAAAGGCACACGUUGAGAAAGCAACAUCAAACAUGCAGACUUUGACAGUACUAGCAAAGGGUUAAUAAGUUAGAAAUAUGUAGUCCUUGCCAGAAACAGAAACACGAGCAAAAAGAGUUGGGCAAUGAUUGCUUCUUUUUUUUUUUUUUUUUCCCUGAGUAGUGGAGAAAUGUGCCACGGAGACACUGGGGCCCACAUGGACCCAGAGUACUGAAGUGCUUUCAUGCCCCCAGGCCUGCUGCACUCUCUCUCUCUCUCUCUGGGCCUCCCAAGGCCCUGAAAUUGGGUGGCAAGCCAGUUACAGAGUGCUGUGGGAAUUCAGCCCAUAAACACUUGCUUUCUUCUCCAGGACUCCUAGCUCCUGACAAUUUCCUUACACUGAUUUAUUGAUUUAAUUUUUGGUUGGCAAUGGUGGUAGUUGUAAAGUAAAUUUACCCCAGAAAAAAAAAGAAUAUUUUGGGAAUUCAUUAAUGCUAACGCUGAAUGUGGAUGCUAGACUCACUUUCCAUCCGCCCAAACAGCUACAUAAAACAAGCAAGUGACACCAAGCAAGUGACAACUAAUUAUCUCCUCCAUUUAUUCUGUUGGGAUGAUGGGAAUUCAAUGUUAUACUCUUCUUAAUAGUUAACCUUGGAAAUCAAAAGUCAAAUGACCUUCACUAGCACCGCAUUUGUCACCCUGUUUGAAUUUCAGCAAAUGUAUUUCUCUAUCUUCCUUUUGACUUAGGGUUCAGAAAAAAAAAAAAUCUUGGAUGUAUUUCUUCCCUACUCUGAAUCCUGUUUAUGUGUAACAAACUACCCCCAAAGCUUAGCAGCUUUAAGCAACAGACAUGUGUAUCUCAGUUUCUGCGGGUCAGGAAUCUGGGCAUGGCUUACCUGAGGGCUUGUGUUUCAAGAUCUCUCACAGAGCUGCAAGUAAGAGUUUUUUUGGCAGGGGUAUGAUCUCAUAGGAAAACUCAGCUGGGGAAAGACCCACUUUUAAGCUCAUUUACAUGGUUGUUGGAAGGAUCCAGUUCCUUGUAGGCUAUUAGAAUGAGGCUCCACUUCCUGGUUUUCUGUUGACUGGAACCUCCCCCACUUUCCUGCUAUGUGGGCCUCUCCAUAGGUAAUGUGGCUUCCAAGGUAGUGAGAUAUGAGGUAUGGCCAAUGAGAUGGAAGUCACAGUCUUUUUUAUAACCUAAUCUCAUCAGAGACAUCCUAUCACUGUUACUGUGUUCCCUUCAUUAUAAAAGAGUCACAAGAUCCAACCCAUACUCAAAAGAGGGAUUAUCCAAGGGCACAAAUACCAGAUGGUGAGGAUCACUGGGGGCUAUUAUAGAGGUUGCUUACACAAAUAUGAUUCCAAAUCGCAAUCUGAUGGAAAGUUAUUUUUUGCUGGAGUUGAAAUGUUGUGUUCUAAGACCAACUCAAUUGUUUGUGGUGAUGUGGAUUAAUACCUUGAUGGUGAAGAAGAAAGAAAUCAUAGGGCCAAGAAAAACGUGAUCAUUAUUUCUUUGGUAAUUGAAAACCAUCUCACCAUGGCUAAGAAGGAACCAGAGUUGAAGCUGAGAGUAGACUCAGAGUGGGACUCUAUGUCUGCUCUAGGGUUUGAUGAGACAGGUAUCCCUGUCAAGGGAUCCCCUGUGAGGGGCAGAACCCCCACCUGGCACUGAAGAAAGAGUUGGUUGAGCCCUGCAAGGAGCAGGAUCUAGGAUCAGGGAUCUAGAUAGAUGGCAGGAGCAGAAACUUAAGUGUGUACCUCUUACUAGAAUGAACAGAUUCUGAUAGGGAAAAACAGGGUAUCUGCUAUAAGACUGGAUUUGGAAAGAUCAGGAUGCUUGGCUAGAGCCCUAGGCAAAACACUGUUCUCAAAAAUCUAGUUCUGUCACUUACCCCAGAUGACUCCUGAACCGGUUGACUCUGUAACUUGACCAGCUAGGGGCGGGCUAGCCAUGGCCCAAAAGGGAGUGCUCUGUGUACGCAAGAGUGAGAAAGUCCAGACUGUACUCACUAUGAAGGGAUGGAGUCAGCAUGUCUUGGGCACAUAUCACCCUGGAAUCCUGUUCGAGUACUGGAUCUGCCUAGGUGUGUGACCUUGAGCCUCUUUAGACACUUAGCCUCAUUGGGUUUAGGUAGUUGAUCUGCAAAAUGAGCGCUUUGUCCUACUGUCACCAACAGAACCUUACAGAGUUUGCCAGUGUCUCAGGUGCAGCUAAAUCCAAUCCCAUGUAUAGACACUUCAGUGCACAUGUUGUUUAGCUUCUUGGAAGUAUUUGAUACCAUUGGCCAUUUCCUUCUUCUUGAAACACUACUUCCCUCAGUGUAGGUAUAUAUAUAAUUUCAGGUGUCAUUAGCAAAUAGAUGACCUUUGAAUCUCGGGAGCGUAUUUGGCCUGGGGAAGGUAUCUUGCGUAUGAAGGGCAGAGAGCAUAGACUAGCACCUCAGUAAUUACAUGUACUAAGGAACAGGGGGAUAGGGGUAUCUAGCACAGGUAUUGACUUAAGAGGUAAGAAGGCAGCCAUAUUGGAGUGGAUUUAGAAGGGAGUUGGAAAUGAGCAAGUCUGGAAAAUUCAUUUAAGAAGCUCAGCAUCAAGGGGGACAAGCGAGACGCAGUGGUCGCUGGUGGGAAAUGAUGGACUUUGAGGUAGGAUGUCUCUCAAAGACAGGAGAGAUGUGCACAUGUCUAAACGCAUGGAAGGAAAAAGAGAGGAUAGGGAGAAGGGGGUGCAGUCCUUGAGAAGACUGUAUGGCAAGAGGGUAUGGCAAGGAUUAGCCAAAGAGAAGAGAGCCAACCCUUCCAUUUAAACAGGAUAGGGGCACCUGGAUGGCCCAGUUGGUUGAGCGUCCAACUUUGGCCUAGGUCAUGAUCUCAUGGUUCAUGAGUUCAAGCCCCACAUGGGCUCCCUGCUGUCAGCGGAGCCCACUUCAGAUCGUCUGUCCCCCUCUCUCUCUCCCCCUCCCCCGAUCGCAUUCUCUCCCUCCCUCUCAAAAAAAAAAAAAAAAUCUAAACAGGAUGGAAGAAAGAAAAGGUACUUGUGGCUUCAGAUCAAUCUGUGGGACUAGUGGCAUCAGUGGGUCCCCCAGACAUUCCAUCCAAGAGUAGACUGGAACAGUACUAAGCCAGUAACCCAGGAGCAGGGGAUGCUGUUGAUGAGCAUGACACAGGGACACAGGGCAGGAAGGACAAGGUUAGAGGUAGUGGGUGGAGACAACUCACUCCAUUUCCCCUCCUUCCUGUCUUGGCCACCUGCACUUGGGCAGCGGGACAAGGAGGUGUGUGCAGCAGUACAGAUAAGAGGACGGAGAAGAGUUUCCAACGUGGCCAGGAAGGGAGCGGUGCAAGCUGAGAGGCUGGGAGGGCUCCGUGGAGGAGUAACGGCACAGCCAACAAGAUGAACGGCGCUUUGGAUCACUCAGACCAACCAGACCCAGAUGCCAUUAAGAUGUUUGUCGGACAAAUCCCCCGGUCCUGGUCGGAAAAGGAGCUGAAAGAACUUUUUGAGCCUUACGGAGCCGUCUACCAGAUCAACGUCCUCCGGGACCGGAGUCAGAACCCUCCCCAGAGUAAAGGUUGUUGUUUCGUAACAUUUUAUACAAGAAAAGCUGCACUUGAGGCCCAGAAUGCACUGCACAAUAUUAAAACUUUACCUGGGAUGCAUCAUCCCAUUCAGAUGAAACCUGCCGAUAGUGAAAAGUCAAACGCCGUGGAAGACCGAAAAUUGUUCAUAGGAAUGGUUUCGAAGAAAUGUAAUGAGAAUGAUAUCAGGGUGAUGUUUUCUCCAUUUGGCCAGAUAGAAGAAUGCCGGAUUCUCCGGGGACCCGACGGGCUGAGUCGAGGCUGUGCGUUUGUCACAUUUUCUACAAGGGCAAUGGCACAGAAUGCAAUCAAAGCCAUGCAUCAGUCUCAGACCAUGGAGGGCUGCUCCUCACCCAUCGUAGUCAAGUUCGCGGACACUCAGAAGGACAAAGAGCAAAGGCGCCUCCAGCAGCAGCUGGCGCAGCAGAUGCAACAGCUCAACACUGCCACCUGGGGGAACCUGACGGGCCUGGGCGGGCUCACCCCGCAGUACCUGGCGCUCCUGCAGCAGGCCACCUCCUCCAGCAACCUGGGUGCGUUCAGUGGCAUUCAGCAGAUGGCUGGCAUGAAUGCUCUGCAGCUACAGAACCUGGCGACGCUGGCAGCCGCCGCGGCCGCGGCCCAGACCUCAGCCACCACCACCAAUGCAAACCCUCUGUCCACCACGAGCAGCGCCCUGGGAGCCCUCACAAGUCCGGUGGCUGCUUCAACCCCCAACUCCAGUGCUGGUGCGGCCAUGAAUUCUCUGACCUCUCUUGGGACUCUGCAAGGGCUGGCGGGAGCCACUGUCGGACUGAAUAAUAUUAAUGCACUAGCAGUUGCUCAAAUGCUCUCAGGUAUGGCGGCUCUGAACGGAGGACUUGGCGCCACGGGCUUGACGAAUGGCACGGCGGGCACCAUGGACGCCCUCACGCAGGCCUACUCAGGGAUCCAGCAGUACGCGGCCGCGGCGCUGCCCACUCUGUACAGCCAGAGCCUGCUGCAGCAGCAGAGCGCCGCGGGCAGCCAGAAGGAAGGUCCAGAGGGUGCAAACCUCUUUAUUUACCACCUUCCACAGGAGUUUGGAGACCAGGACAUUCUGCAGAUGUUCAUGCCUUUUGGAAAUGUUAUCUCUGCUAAAGUCUUCAUUGACAAACAGACCAAUCUGAGCAAGUGCUUUGGUUUUGUUAGCUACGACAAUCCGGUGUCUGCACAAGCUGCUAUCCAGGCUAUGAAUGGCUUUCAGAUUGGCAUGAAACGCUUGAAGGUCCAGCUGAAGCGCUCCAAAAACGACAGCAAACCUUACUGAUCCUAACCCCAGAGGCUCCCUGCUCUUAUUUUAGCUUUCUUAGGACAUCUUCAUGCCCGUUAGUUCACCGUUUGCCUAGCAUGUCCCUGUGGCGUCUCAAAAAAAAGUUUCAUCGUCCCGUCAUUGUUUCUGAUGUCUUUCUGACCUCACAUCACAUUUGGUUCUCCUACUGACCUUUGAUCUAGUUUGACCUUUGAAAUUUGCAUGUGACCUCAUCUAGCUAUUGAAUUCUGGGAAGUCAAUGUGAAAAACAUUGCUGCAUUCAUGCAAGACUGAAAUUUAUUAUUAGACAAAUUAAUUAUAGAAAAAACCUGUGGCAAAAACGUUUCUUUCUUAUUUUUUUUUCUUUUCAUAAAACAGACUUGAAAGUAUUAUACAGGGAUUGGCAUUCUUCCCGGUCACUGGUAACAAUAGCAAUAUGUGUCCAGGGACACAGAAUGUUGGUUUCUAACAGACUACUUCCAAAAACAGUUUGAGAAAAAAACUGUCUGAUUUUAAGUCUCUAGAGGUCUGUAAUAGUUUUUACAUUUUUCAGGCAGUGUAAAGUUUUUUGAUAAGGCCAUUUUAGGUGGCUCACUUUCUCAUUAAGAUAUAUAUAUAGAACCACUUUUUGUAGAUUAGUAUAAGAAAAAUAUUUACCCUGUUUUGGGGCAAAUGCUACCUAUUUGUGUCACCUUUUGCUGAACUGACUCACAGUUAGACAAUCCAUGGUUUAAUGCACAUGAAAUUACCUAUAUUUUAUACUGUUUCAAUGUACAGGAGAAAGGUUACUGUAAACUGUGUUACGUUGGUGCUUCUGUGAAUUAAGUUGUGGCUUCAUCAUGAGUCUUACGGUCUUAAUGUUCUCUGUUGAUAAGACAAGUUUAGAAUUGGUUUACUUAAAGAAUUUCAAAAAAAAAUGUUUGCUUAAAAAAAAAUUUCAUGUGAGGGGAAAAAAAAAAAAAAAACCUAUUCCAGAAUAAGUUUUGUGUUGGCUUGUAAAGCAUUGAUGUCAUUUUUUUUUUAUUGUGGACUAUUUAGAUGUGUUUGUGUUCAGCAAAAUGUGAUUUUUUUUUUCUUUUAAAGAAAAAAAGUGAAAAUAUAUAGUGCCAAAUUCCAAAGGUA
Molecule: messenger RNA, 7185 nt
Organism: Acinonyx jubatus (cheetah)
Lineage: Eukaryota; Metazoa; Chordata; Mammalia; Carnivora; Felidae
Gene: CELF2
Product: CUGBP Elav-like family member 2
Exons: 14
Coding region: 4609-6081 (490 amino acids)
Biological process (GO): mRNA splice site recognition; regulation of alternative mRNA splicing, via spliceosome
Cellular component (GO): ribonucleoprotein complex; nucleus; cytoplasm
Molecular function (GO): mRNA 3'-UTR binding
Source: RefSeq, a predicted model, not a curated record